GAGCAAGUCCUGCUUCUUCCUGCUACAUCUCUGCCCCUCCAGCAGCGGCUUCACCCCGGGCUCCCCAUCCGCAGCAGGGUAUGGAGGGGCCACAUCAUGCCAAGCCGUGCAGUCUGAGCUUCCAUGGUCACUAUGCCAUGCACUGACUGCAAAACACGGGCUCCAAGGCUGGCACCAGCGGCAGCAUGGACUAUGAAGCUGCCCAGCUGGAGAAUCAGCAUGUGCACAGUGUGUAUGAAAGCACAGCUCCGUACUUCAAUGAAGUGCAGAGUAAAGCAUGGCCAAAAGUCCGACAGUUUCUGCUGGAGCAAAAGGCAGGCAGUCUCGUUGUUGAUAUAGGUUGUGGUACAGGAAAGUAUCUCAGUGUGAAUUGUAACACAUACAAUCUCGGCUGUGAUUACUGUGAACCUCUGGUGGAAAUUGGUAGAAAUGAUAACCUUGAAGUCAUGGUUUGUGACAACCUGAAUCUACCUUUUAGGGACAACUGUUUUGACACUGUCAUCUCUAUUGGAGUGAUUCAUCAUUUUUCCACUAAGCAAAGAAGAAUUUGUGCAAUAAAAGAAAUGGCAAGGAUUUUGUCUCCCGGUGGUCAGAUGAUGCUGUACGUUUGGGCAAUGGAACAAAAAAGUCGUCGAUUUGAAAAGCAAGAUGUAUUUGUGCCAUGGAACAAAGCAUUACUGCCUCGACGGACUCCAGAAACAAACCAGUGUGAAAAUAAAGUUAACCCCAAGUCUCACGACAUUGGCUCAACAUUGGUUCAAGAGGCAGAGAGCAUAAACUUACAUAACUUGAAGCAGAGUUUUGAUGCCAAGCAAUUCCACAACACUAGCACCUGUAGAGCAAGUGAAGAAACAUGCUGCAUGAAGUUUCCUAAUGACGACAGCAGGCUGUACACUGCUAUUGGAAGAUCUAUUCGCUCAUGGUUCUUCUCCAGAUCCCUUGAUGAGUCCACCUUAAGGAGACAGAUUGAUAAGAUGAAGUCACUCAGCCCUGUUAGUGGGUGGGGGAAUAGCGCAGUGUCUGUGCAGCCUUCUCGACACUGUAGUUUAGACCUUGGGCACCAGAGGUUACUACUAAAAGAGCACAGUUUUGAUGACAACGAUGACGUUUUUAUCAAAGGCGAAUCGCACAAAAAGCAUCAAUGGUUUCUAGCUUUAGAUCCCUCAAAAAAUGAAAAUGGGGGACACGUUGGUUUGGUUCGAAAUGGUAUAAAACAAGAAUUUCAGACAGAUGCCAAAUACUGCAGCUGUGAGGGUGAGGUAGGUACCCAAAACAAAGUCUUAAAAAGAACUUCCACCACAGAGUCCAGCGACUCAAUCUUGGAUGAGACAGUGGCAGCCAGUGACCAAGAGGCAGAUGCUUUUGACUUAAAGGCAUACAUGCGAUAUUAUCAUGUUUUCCGUGAGGGAGAGCUACGUAGUCUCUUGGAAAACGAUGUUCCAGAACUUAGCAUCAUAAGUUCUUCCUAUGACCAUGGUAACUGGUGUAUAAUUGCAAAAAAACUGAAUCUCAUCCCAUAAGUAUUUUAUUUUUACAUGAAGUCAUAUUUAAUCUGUACUAAUAAGUUUUAACGUAUUUCCUUUUUGUACUGAAAAAAUAGUAAUAAUUUAGUUUUUAAUUUUAUUUGUUACAUGUGCAAAUUACAAUACUUGAAACCAAUCUUUUAUACAGAUUAGCCAUUACUUGAUAAUAGUGUAUUUUUACUAUUCUGGUUUCCUAUUAUAAAUAUUCUUUUAUUUAUUUUUUAACAAGAAAAGGGUAAUGAAGCAAUACUGAUUAUGGAAAUAGACGUCUUUACUGGAGGGUUUUGUAGCUGCCACCCUUCAUUAGUGGUUCGUUAACCUGCACAUGUCUGGUAAUUGGUAUUAUCAAGAUAAUUAGAGGAAAUAUAGAUUAUUAGCAUUCUUUUACUAGGAAAUUACCUAAGAAGUACAAGGUUUUUUCCAUUUAAAUAUGGCAUAUAAAGGGCGCCUUUUAGAAACCUUUUUCACAGCAUUUUUUGCUGGGUUUUUUUUGGGAGGGAGAGACAAAUACACUGAAGACAGAUGUUAGCUAUAAGUCUUUAGCAAAAUAUAAAAUACACGUAAAAAAAACACUAUACAACUCUUCAGGUUUUUUUUAACGUGUGGCUUCACACACAAAAAAACGUGUAUGAAUCCAGCACAAGGUAGUUGUACUUCAUCUAGUGACAUCUACAGGAUCCAUGGUUUAUCAAGGGUCAAGGCCCUCAUACACUGCCCGAUGCAAGUGCCGAUGAAUGACAACACAUCCAUCGGUGCUCAUUUUCAAUA
Messenger RNA from Bufo bufo (common toad), 2291 nucleotides. It is a transcript of the gene TRMT9B, whose product is annotated as tRNA methyltransferase 9B (putative). Bases 186 to 1520 code for a protein of 444 amino acids. The transcript is spliced from 4 exons. Gene Ontology annotation, molecular function: S-adenosylmethionine-dependent methyltransferase activity; tRNA binding. Gene Ontology annotation, cellular component: nucleus; cytoplasm. The record is from RefSeq and is a predicted model, not a curated record. Lineage: Eukaryota; Metazoa; Chordata; Amphibia; Anura; Bufonidae. Gene Ontology annotation, biological process: tRNA wobble uridine modification.